Bicyclus anynana (squinting bush brown) is the source of this 4450-nucleotide messenger RNA. RefSeq names its product erythroid differentiation-related factor 1. The transcript is spliced from 17 exons. The record is from RefSeq and is a predicted model, not a curated record. The coding region runs from base 158 to 3799 and encodes 1213 amino acids. Gene Ontology annotation, biological process: positive regulation of DNA-templated transcription. NCBI's taxonomy places the organism in Eukaryota, Metazoa, Arthropoda, Insecta, Lepidoptera, Nymphalidae.
CAAACUGACAAGAAUUUUCAAAUUCAAUAUCAAUAGUAAACUUCCAAAUAAAUUUUGUUUAAUUUCAUUGAAAACAAUUUGAAUUUUAAUUAAUUAGUUCCGAUUUCGGAUAAUUAGUGAGUUGGUUAAUUGCGACGAUCGUCUAAUAAAUUCAACCAUGGAAGAUUGCGAGAACGAAAGCGACUGCAAUCGCAAUAAGGACCGCAGUCCCUCCCCCGGAGUGAAGUCAACGGCCGUGGUGAAGUACACAGCCUUCCAGAGUCCUGUGGGAUAUGCUCGCCUGCAGUGCAACACAGACAUCAACCUGCCACCCUCCAACUGGGGUGGGAUAGAUACCUACGGACUGAAACAGAUAUUGACCAGAGAUAGCGGCCUGUCCAGUUUCAGAAUGGCUCACAUGUUCCCCGACUGCGUAGGCGAGGUAGAUGUGAUCUCAGAUGCCGAGUGCAUUAAAAAACUGCUGAAGCUUCCUUAUCAGCCUAAUGGGACUGUGAGCAUGAUGGUGCACCGAGUGGAAAACACCCUGCUACUGGAUGACUUUGACGUGUACGAAUACCUGAUGAAGUCGGAAUGGUCGUGGCUUAAGGACUUCUUCUAUGAGAACAUAUUGAAGACCAUGUCGGAGAAGGAGCGCAUGGCCCUGACGCUGGCGCCGCGGCCCAGCUCGGCGCUGCAGCUGACGCACAAGUUCCUGUCGCACAGCGUGGCGCACCGGCCGCAGCCGCUGCCCUCUGAGACGCCGCACCCGCCCAUGUGUUUGCCCGGACCAUUUCUCCCAGAACCUGAAACACGCCCUGAGGCCUCAGAACCAACCAAUGAGCAAAACUUCAACCGAAAUGUGCACUGGACUUUCGAAGACAUCCACAUGUUGAUAGGCAGCAACUUACCAAUCUUCGGCGACAAAGACCGACCUUGCGUGAGUCUACGUUUGCGAGACGCGAGGGAAUCUAUAAACGUACUCACAGGGAUAGACUAUUGGUUGGACAACCUUAUGUGCAAUGUUCCAGAAGUCUUAAUGUGCUACCAUUUAGAUGGAAUAGUCCAGAAAUACGAGCCAAUGAAAACUGAGGAUUUGCCCAAUAUGGAAAACAGUAGAUUUUCCCCAAAAGUCAUAAGGAAUGUUGCCCAAAAUAUACUGUCUUUUUUGAAAUCGAAUGCGACCAAAGCUGGCCACACUUACUGGCUGUUCAAAGGGCCGCACGAUGAUGUGGUUAAACUCUAUGAUUUGACCACUCUAUGCCCGGAUGCCAUGGACAAUCCUUUCACGACGCCUGUCGCUAUGUUGUUAUAUAGAGUAGCACGAAACAUGCGCCUAAUGAACAGGUCGAAGCAUGUCCGCCAACUGUUGGAGCAUGUCGUGGAGUUGCUGAAAGUGGAGCGCUAUCCACAAAUCGUCGCCUCCUCGCACUAUAUGCUGUCAGAUUUGUAUGUACCGGCCAUCACUAAUCCUGCUUGCCCGAAUUUUAAAGAUGAAAGCUCAGAAUCGGAAGACGAGUCAGAUUUCGGGAACGAUGCGGAGUUCUCCGGUCGUCCCACUUCUGAUGUAGACAGUGGGUGUGAAAGAGACAGCAACGUGUACAAGGAAGAGACGAGCGACAAAGUCGAGAUUAUGAGCGACACCACAGACAAGGAUGAGAAGUGCGAGCGAGAGGAAAAUAUCGACGCGGGUGAGUGCGAGCGAGAGAGCAGCACUGAAAAUACGGAACUAGCGCUACAAGUGCGUGGACUGGCGUUAAGGAACAUCGGUCAUAGGCAGUCUUCCAAUAACACUGACGAAAAAGCCAAAACGGACCCCGAAAAAGGUCUGGGAGUCGAAGCGGCUACCCGCUGCGGGCGCGCGCUGCGGCAUGCGCUACAGGGACUGAAGGCUUUGCACCAUCUCACCAUCAAUAAAUCCAAGGAGGAGGAGCGGGAACGUCUAAAACAACAGAUUAUAAUAGAGGAGCAAAACCCCAAAAUGGCGAACCCUUACGAACCGAUUAAAAUGAACUACGAACCGUUGAAACGUACCAAAGACACGAAAGAGCACGUCUCUAGAAGCAGGCGACGCAAGAGGGAGAAAAAGGUCGACAAAUCUAAAAACUACUUGAUAGAGACAAAUUCGACCAUAGACAAAAACGCUAUUCUAGUGCGCAAAGACAAAAAAACGAUUCCCACUUGGCACGAACCGAAUAGAGACGACAAUUUCGCUUGGAAACUACAUUUAAAGACUUUAUUAUAUGAAAAAAUUUGUCUUGCAUAUGCAACAUUGGCCGAAUACAGUUACUCGCAUGAACAGUAUGGGUUUUCCUUGAAAUAUAUAGACAUGGCCAAUAAAUGCCAAAGGUUGUUAAGUAAUAUGAUAAUUAAAAGCAGAGUGGUCGAUGCCAGUUGUCUCAUUGGUCGUGUUGGUGACAAUUAUUUCCAAUUGAGCAAACAUUGGCCGAAUUUGGCGCAGUUCAGGAUACAGUUUGAAAGGGACCACGAGAUUGAUGGUCAGAUAAAAAUGGAGAUUGAGAAUGAUAUGGCUGAGGAGUUGGACGGAGAGGUUGGAGAGGAGUUUGAGCUUGAGAUACAGCUGCCCGACAGCGAGACGGAGGCGAUGCUGUCGGCGUGCGCGUACUACCGGCGCGCGGGCGCGGCGAGCGCGGACGACGCGCGCAAGCGGGACGAGCUGCGGCGCCGCACCGCGUCCGUGUGCAACGAGCUCGCCGUGCGGUACAUGAACGAUGCGCAGCAGAUCUAUGUGAAAUACCUCGAGGAGUCGGACCAAAGGGACGAAAGCUCCAAGCUGAUGUACAAGCAGUUCAGCGUACUGUCCCGUCGAUCCUCCGAGUGUCUGGACGAGGCGACCGCGAUAUUCACGCAAGUCAACGACGUGCCCAACUUGGCGCUCCUCUACUGCAACAAGGCGCGCUACAUGCGCUUCAGGGCGCACUGCGUACAAGGCGGCUUCAAUUCGGAGAAGCGCAGCCUGUACAGCGAGGCGGAGGAGCUGUACCGGUCGGCGCUCAAGCUGCUGGGGCCGCGCGAGUCGUGCGGCGCCACGUCGGUGUGGGACCUGGUCUCCUGGGAGCUGUCCUGCCACCUCUACACGCGCGCCGUGCUCAUGCAGGACUGUCCGGGGGUGUACGCCAAUGAGGUGACAGAAGUGGCGGAGGCGUUCAAGCACGCGCUCAAGUACUGUCUGCUGAGUCCGGGCCCGCGCCAGUACCUCUACCAGUUCCGCGCCGCCAUGAUCUACCACCGGCUCGGCUCGCUCUACCACUCGCAGUACAGGGUAACGCGCGAGGACGGUCCUCGGCGCCGCAGUCUGUUGAGCGCGACGUGCGCUCAGUACGAGAAGGCGGCCAUGCAGUUCGCCGCGCUCGAGGACGCCGCCAUGUUCCUCACCGUGCGCCUGGAGCACGUGGCCGCGCUGGAGGCGCACGCCGCUGUAUCACCAAACGUAAAGCUGAAAUCCCUCCAAAACGCCAUAGAACUCUUACGUCAAUGUCACUCGAUCAUGAAAGUGCUCAAAGACAGAGAUCCCGAAGAGCAUAAAGAAACGCCGAAACCAGAAGAGGCAGAUGAAAAAACCUUAAAAAACGAACACAGCCUUCUAGCACUAUACGAGAACCGAUUACAUUUUAUAUUGAAAAACAUCAUACAAUAUUGCAUAUCGAAAUCUAACAAAGACUAUGAAAAGAUGACAGACAUGUACAAGAAAUUAUAUUCCGCGAGUCUGAGGAUUAGGAAAGAUGAUAAUAUUCGUGCGUACGCCUCUAGUAUAUGCGAUGUUCUUGUGUCUAUGGACGGUAUUAGUAAGGAUUUUGAGUAGUUAGUUUUAAUAAAGACAUUUUUAUGAAAUAUAUUUUAAAGUUAAUAUCUUAAACGGUUGGUAUGGGGUUGUCACUAGUGUCUGAUGACAUGAUUUCUGUCUGUAUUUUUUUCUGGAAUCUCAGUGUAAAAAAGUUAUAGGCAUUUCUGCUUAAUUUAAUGUCCUUAGUUAAAUGAUUUUUUUUUAUAAUGUUAACUAAUCAUCAAUUUAAAUAAAUAAAAUUGAAUUGUCUGUCUGUGUUUUCAGUUGUGAUUUGAAAAGAAAAAAAAUGAUUUUUUUGUUUUAAUUUUUGUCUGUUCAGUUUGUCCGAGCUAAUCUUUGGAACGACUGAACUGAUUUUACUGGAACUUUUACAGGAAGAUAGAGGAGAUGAUUGAGCAAUAACAAAACACAUGUGAAUAGGUCUAAUAUGGCUUCUUUUUAAGGUUUAACCGAAUUACAAAGGAAUGUGUUUUGUUUAUUACUGUCUAUUUUUGUAAAACCUCAAUUUUAUUUGUAAAUAGCUUGUUUAUGUGCUUCUACUCAUACCUUACUUUACUAAAUUACAAUAUCAUCAUUUUUCAAUAUUAGACAAAUCUAAAAGUUUCCAUUCAUACUUUAGUGUUAAGUAGAUAACUUAUUAAAAUAAAUGUUUGUUUUUUAAUACAGAAA